CAGACUAAGACUGGCGGACGUCUGUAUCAGAAACAAGAGUGACGCGAUGAACAUGAACAUUUGGGCGUUUGUCUCUUUCUUCGUGGUCACCAGAGCAGGUAUUUAUAAUCAAUAACUAAAAAUCGUGCUAACGUAAAGAUUUUUUUUGGUCACAGCUUUUAACCACUUAUAUCAACGUAUAUAAUGCCGUCGUUUGCUUUAUAAAGUAUUUAGCUAUAAAUAUUGCAGUUCAUUUUCUACAUCUUUUUAUCAUUGUCUGAAAUAUUCGUUUUCCUUAAAAUAAAUAUCAUUGGUGUUAAACGUUCAACGAAGGCUUCCGGUCGAUACACAAGUCUUCUGUUUAUUUUUUUCCCAAAUAUUGCUUUAUCAUUUUCCGAAACAUUCAUUUUCAUUUUAAAAAAUGUCAUUGAUAUUGCUGUAUGGUAGACGAAGGCUUCCCAUCGAUACACAAGUCUACUGUUUAAUUAUUUCCCAAAUCUUUGAUUUUGUUUUCAAGCCUUAAUUCGCUCCCCCACUUCAUCUUAUAUUCAUUGCAAUAUUUUGACCAGUAAAGCUGCAAAAAAAAAAAAAAAAAAAAUUGCGCUAAUGAUUUUGAUCUUUAUCAUAAGCACUGCAGAUCGAAGUCAACUUUCCCAAAUCUUUGAUUUUUUUUUCAAGCCUUAAUUCGCUCCCCCACUUCAUCUUAUAUUCAUUGCAAUAUUUUGACCAGUAAAGCUGCAAAAAAAAAAAAAAAAAAAUUGCGCUAAUGAUUUUGAUCUUUAUCAUAAGCACUGCAGAUCGAAGUCAACCCAGCUAAAGUACAACUUGGCGUCACCAAGGACCUUCAAGUUCGAUGCACGUUCACAGCUGGGAAAAUCCCCACCAUCACGAGACUUUUCUACCUGUUGAUUUCCCACUCCAACGCAACAACCGAGGAGCCCGAUUUCCAAUACCUUGCGCUGAUCAAUCUCUUUGACGGGCAGAUCAACGUCUUCUCUCAGGAAUUCACAUCGGCUAACGGAUACAUCAACACGAGGGGGGAGUCUUUCAUUGCAGUCGUCUGGAAAGAUCCGAAAUCGACGACGGCCGGCGCGUACAGAUGUGACGCCAAUGGGGUUGAUUUUAUCGGACGCCCGAGGACGCUCUCAGAGACGGCCACAGUUGAAGCCGCGAGUCCCGGCGUUGAUGUUUUCUUGAAGGAGAUGGCGAACUUGACAUCGCACCUAGCGCACCUCGAGAGGACCGUCAGCGAGUUCAGAGAACAAACCGCGAACCUGAGAUUGUUCCAGGAUACAAUGAAAAGCAGGUUAGCGUUGGUGCUCAAGUCCAUGUUUGAUGAAUCGGAGGUCUUCAUGGGGAGGAGAUAUUACUUGUCAAAAGACGUCACGUCGUUUGCGCCGUCGACCGGAGGAGCCGCCUGCGCGAUGUUCGGCGGAUACCUCGCGGAAAUCGAAAGCAACGACGAGUUCCAGUUUCUGAGAGAGUUCAUCAUCGUCAGCAAUAGGAAUAUGAGCGUCGUCAUGACGGGGGCCACGGACGCCAAUGAGGAGGGACACUGGAUUUUGAGUCAAAGCCGAGCAGAUUUGGAGGUCUUCAACUGGGCGGAAGGCGAGCCCGAUGAAGGGACGCACGCCAACUGUCAAGGGUUCUCGCGAGACGGGGACUGGUACAUGGCGGACACAUCUUGUGUUAAACACAGUCCCGCGAACGACGUUGGGUAUAUCUGUGAGAUUCCCGAAUCAAUGACAAACGGAUAAGAUGCUAUGUUUAAGGUGGAUCAUAAACCUCAAUAAGUCACCCAAGAAAUAAACUGAUAAAAAUAAUUCAUUCUGUGUGUAAUAAUAAUAAACAUGUAAUGUUUGUGUGUAGGGAUAAUCAACCUGUAAUGUCUAUUUGUAUAGAUAAUAAACCUGUAAUGUCUCUGUGUGUAAUAAUAAUAAACAUGUAAUGUUUGUGUGUAGGGAUAAUCAACCUGUAAUGUC
Lymnaea stagnalis (great pond snail) is the source of this 1961-nucleotide messenger RNA. NCBI's taxonomy places the organism in Eukaryota, Metazoa, Mollusca, Gastropoda, Lymnaeidae. The record is from the annotation of a GenBank genome assembly.